This is a messenger RNA of Arabidopsis arenosa, 1412 nucleotides long. The record is from the annotation of a GenBank genome assembly. Lineage: Eukaryota; Viridiplantae; Streptophyta; Magnoliopsida; Brassicales; Brassicaceae.
AGCUCACUGUGAAAAAAAAAAAUCGAAACAAAUGAAGAAAACACCUUCGCCGGAACCAGUCACCAUCUACGGCAAUCAGCAAGAAACCUUCGUCGGAGAUAUGGAGUACUACACUUACUUCGACGAAUCUUGUAUCCAAGACAUGAACUAUUUCGUCAAAACAAUCACCGGAAUCAAAUCCAAAGGAAUCAGACCAGACCUUAUCGGUUCCAUCAUCGCUCAUUACGCUUCAAAAUGGCUCCCUGAUCUCUCCGGCAAUGUCUCCGCCAUCAUUUCCACCUCCGUAGAAUCCAAGAACCACCACAAUGAGACACAACCAGAGAGCGUCACGGCGUCUGUAAUGAAGAAACGAUUUUUCGUCGAAACACUAAUCGGAAUCCUCCCGCCGGAGAAAGACUCUGUUCCUUGCAAUUUCCUCCUCCGUCUCCUCAGGACAGCGAAAAUGGUCGGAGCUAAUCCGAACUACUUAACGGAGCUUGAAACCAGAGUCUCGUGGCAGCUUGACCAAGCCUCUCUCAAGGAGCUUAUGAUACCUUCCUUCAGCUACACGUCUGGUACUUUGCUUGACGUUGAGCUUGUGACGCGUCUCGUGAACAAGUUUUCUGGAUUGGAUAGUGAAGGUGUUAAAACCAGUGCGGCUCUUGUUAAAGUGGCCAAGCUUGUUGACUCUUAUCUCGCUGAAGCCGCCGUUGACGGUGGUUUGGCUUUACCGGAGUUUAUAUCCUUAAUCACAGCUCUUCCUAGCCAUGCUCGUACUACAGAGGACGGCUUGUACCGCGCCAUUGAUACAUAUCUCAAGGCACAUCCUCAGGUGUUGAAGCAAGAAAGGAAGGAACUUUGCAGGCUUAUUGAUAGCAGAAAGCUAUCACCAGAAGCAGCUCUUCACGCGGCUCAGAAUGAUCGUUUACCGGUGAGAGCAAUCAUUAGAGUUUUGUUCACUGAGCAGACAAAGCUAAGUCGUCACAUGGACUGGAAUGGUAGCUCUAUAAGCAGCACGACGAAGAGUCCAACAAACUCUUCUGGUUCACAUUACUUGGAGGGAGGUUCUGCAGCGCGGUGCUUGUCUAAACGUGAGAUGAAUGUUCAGCAAGCAGAGAUAAGAAGGCUUAGAGAAGAUGUGGUGAGGCUGCAGAGCCAGUGCAGUGCUAUGCAUUUGCAGGUGGAGAGGCUUAUGGAGAAGAAGAGUAGUGGUGGAAGUAAAGGGUUUUUCCGGUGGAAGAGGCUCGGGUUAGUACCGUCAAUUAGAGGAAGUGUUAGCGUUGAAAAAGGUGAGGAAGAAUCUGGUGACAAUGGUGAAGGAUUUGAGCCUAGGACUCCUGGGAAUAUGAAGACAAGGCUUGUCAAAGGAAGAACAACACCUUCAAGGUGGAGAAAAUCUAUGUCUUAAUCUUGAAUUAAUGAAAACAACACAA